Messenger RNA from Melanotaenia boesemani (Boeseman's rainbowfish), 1193 nucleotides. RefSeq names its product tetranectin-like. NCBI's taxonomy places the organism in Eukaryota, Metazoa, Chordata, Actinopteri, Atheriniformes, Melanotaeniidae. The record is from RefSeq and is a predicted model, not a curated record.
AUGGAGUUCAGAAGAGUGUGUGUGCUGCUGGGAGUGCUGCUGCUCAUGCAGCAGACUCCAAAUAAGAAGAAGCAGGUGAAGAAAGAUACAUCAAAGGAUGCUGCCCUACAGGAGCUGCAGAAACAGAUCGAUGACAUUGUCCAGGAGCUCCUCCUGCUGAAGGAACAACAGGCCCUGCAAACAGUCUGUUUAAAAGGUGCAAAGAUCCAUGGUAAGUGUUUCCUAGUCGACCCUGUGAGGAAACAUUAUCAUGCUGCCAGUGAGGACUGCAACGCCCUGGGCGGCAUCCUUGGAACACCCACAUCCAGCGACGAGAACGCUCAGCUCAGAGACUACCUCCGCCAGAGCAUCGGCCCAGAAGAGCAGGUCUGGCUAGGCAUCAAUGACAUGACGACUGAGGGUACAUGGAUGGAUCAGACCGGUUUCAGCAUCACAUACAAAAACUGGGACACUUCCAACUACAGGUCCCCACAGCCGGACGGCGGAAAGUCCCAAAACUGUGGCGUUCUGUCUGGAGCCUCCCAGGGGAAGUGGCUUGAUGAGAACUGUCGUGAGGAGAGACCAUCUGUCUGCCAGUUCAACAUCGUUUGAUCACAUCUAUCUCAUUAUAGACUCUCCCACUGCCUGCUCUUCUAAACAAAGUUUUAACCAGUGACACUCAGCUGAACAGGGACGAUGUAAAGGUCACAGACAGUUACAUAAGCGUUAUUUUUGACAAAAGUGAUGUGCUGGUAUAUCAUUUGCAGCAUGCCUUGUGGUUGCAACACAACAGAGGAACACAGUCAACAGUAGGAGAGACACUGUAGGACAGAGCAGUCUGCAGUCACUUCACACACUUGUAUAUCUCUUUCAAAAAUCCAGUAAUAAUAGAUAAAACUAUCAUCUAAUAGAUAAAACUGUAAUAAAAGGUGUGUGUAGGUGCUGGCACCGAUCAUAAAUGUAAAAAGUUGGUUGUAACCUUUACACCUUUUUUCUCACAUUCACACCACAAUUGCAGCAGUUUCAUAGCUUUCUGGUUGAGAGACGCUGGUUUAAACUUCUAUUUUAACAACAAACCUCACAUGAAGUCAGAAUUUUGACGGAUACUGCUUUUUUUUUUUUAAUUAAAUAAUCUUUAUACAAGUUUACUAGUCCUGCAGUUUCUUAUGUCUAGCCUGAUAUAACAUGUACAAUCAUUUUCAAUAAACUAUGAA